GAAGAAGAAAAAAAAACUAAUCUUAAGUUAACUUCAUUAAUGUCAAUUCAAGCAUCAGACUCUACUUCUCUUCGAGCCGCUCAGUAUGCUGCUGUGGUGUCUAUGCUAAAGCUUAAUGCAGACACAUCUGGCUCUAAUUCAUUCCUGGAUGACUCGAGUAAUGCUUUAGUUCUUCAAGACGAUAUUGUCUGGAAAGCCUUAGUUUUCGACAAGUUUGGUCAGGACAUCAUCUCUUCUAUUAUGCGAGUUAACGAUUUGCGUGAAAACGGUGUUACUGUGCACAUGCUUUUGAGUCAGGAUAGAUCUCCUCUUCUAGAUGUGCCUGCUGUAUACUUUGUUGAACCUACUUCUGAAAACGUUCGAAAGAUCAGUGAGGAUUUAAACCGUAAUCUUUACGAAGCAUUUUAUGUCAACUUUUGCUCUACUGUGCCUCGUCCUGUCUUGGAGGAGUUCGCCGGUCUGACACUGGCCAACAAUACAUCUGAAAAAGUGACACAGGUCUAUGAUCAAUACCUCAACUUUGUGUGUACAAAUCCUGAUGUAUUUUCUCUCAACCAACCCAACGCAUUUGUUAAUCUCAACAAUCCAAGUGCACCCGAGAGUUUGAUUGAUGAUACCGUUGAUCGUACAGUCAAUUCUCUCUUUUCGGUAAUUGUGACAAUGGGUGUUAUACCGAUCAUUCGUUGUCCUCGAGGAAAUGCGGCCGAGAUGAUUGCUAAUAAGCUGGACAGUAAAUUACGCGAUCACAUUAUGAAUUCACGCACAAACCUGUUUUCGUCAAGCGCCAAUAACUCUAGUCUUCAGAGACCAGUUCUUAUCCUGUUGGACAGAAGCAUGGAUCUGACACCAAUGUUGAGUCAUUCAUGGACAUACCAAGCAUUAAUCCAUGAUGUACUAUCCAUGAAUCUCAACAGAAUCACAAUUGAAGCAGACCAACACAAUGAUACACGUAAAUGCUAUGAUAUUGAGAGCAAGGAUUUCUUUUGGAAUAAAAAUGCUUCGAGUCCUUUCCCUCAAGUAGCGGAGGAUAUUGAUAUCGAAUUAAACAAGUACAAAAAGGACGCUGCCGAGAUCACUCGUAUUAGUGGUGUCAGCUCUAUUGAGGAUGUUAACCAACUGGAUCUUCCUUCAAACACAAAGGUACUAAAGUCUGCAAUAUCUGCCCUUCCUGAAUUGACUGCACGCAAAACAACCUUGGACAUGCACAUGAAUGUAGCCACUUGUCUUCUUAAUGCCAUUAAGGAUCGCCAACUGGAUACAUUCUUCCAAAUUGAAGAAAACAUCACUCGUCAGAACAAGAGCUUGUUGUUGGAAGCUAUCAGAGAUCCAGAAAAAAAGAACCCUGAAGACAAGAUGAGAUUAUUCUUAAUUUAUUAUCUAUCGACAGUUGAUGAAGUAUCCAAAGAAGACAUGGAGCAAUAUGAAAAUGCUUUGGAAGCUGCAGGAUGCGAACUUGGACCUUUGAAAUAUAUCAAAAAAGUACGUGCUUUAAUGCGCAUGACAUCCAUGCUGACUUCAGCUCCUCCAACCCAAACUGGAUUCUCUCAAAAUGAUCUUUUUAGAGGAUUUAGUAGCAUUGGUAACAGACUUACAGAUAAGCUAAAGGAAGGUGCUUUGGGAGGUGGAUUUGAAAACUUGUUGAGUGGCGUAAAGAAUCUUUUGCCUACUCGUAAGGAAUUGGUGAUUUCAAAGAUCGUGUCCGAUAUAAUGACCCCACCACAAAAUGAACCUUCAAAGGCUGAUGAUUAUCUCUUCUUUGACCCUAAACUCGGCAAGAACUCCCGAUCACGACAAAAGGUGGCAUUUCAGGAGGCAAUCGUGUUUGUGGUUGGAGGAGGCAAUUACGUCGAAUACCAAAAUCUACAAGAAAUUGCUACGCAAAACAACCAAAAGAAGAAGAUUACCUAUGGAUCGACUGAUAUUUUAUCACCUCAUCAGUUCUUGGAUCAAUUGAGAACCUUGGGCAACGAAGCAUAGAGGAUUAAGUUUAUAAUAUUCUUCGUAUUAUCAUUAUAUAUCUCUUUCGCUUUUUUUUAAAAAGAAAAUAAAUACAAUACAAUACAAUACAAUACAAU
This is a messenger RNA of Phycomyces blakesleeanus NRRL 1555(-), 2075 nucleotides long. RefSeq lists its product as hypothetical. Lineage: Eukaryota; Fungi; Mucoromycota; Mucoromycetes; Mucorales; Phycomycetaceae. Gene Ontology annotation, cellular component: Golgi membrane; cytosol. The record is from RefSeq and is a predicted model, not a curated record. Gene Ontology annotation, molecular function: syntaxin binding. The transcript has 14 exons. Gene Ontology annotation, biological process: intracellular protein transport; endoplasmic reticulum to Golgi vesicle-mediated transport. The coding region runs from base 40 to 1977 and encodes 645 amino acids.